CCAUGGUUGAAGAAAGGUGUUAAGCCCCGUACAGAUGUCACAUUCCGGUACAUUUAAAUGUUAACACAGGUACCUGAUAUGUCUGCUAUAUGUACUGGGAUAUUGAGAUGAUCUCGGCAAGGCAGCGUGUUACUCGAAAGUGGGAGCAGUACUUUGUCAAUUCCUUGCAGUAUCAGCAACUUUCUAACAAGACAUGAUGGAUUUUAUUUGUUGUGUAUGUGUUUCAUCUGAUUAACGUGACAAACGAUUUGUGAAACUACAAGUUCCAUCGGAUAACGGAAGAAAACUAAUCACAACACAAGAGCAUGAUGAAAAAAAUACAUUUUAAUAUGUACUGGAUAAAACUAUGUUAACAUGAGUAAUGGUAUCAACCUUGUUUACUUGGCUCAUUACACAGGGGGCAGGUAUCAGUUACUUAUCACCGAUCGUUUUACGUCAGUUAUUCAGUGUCUGGACGAAUGCUUUUGUAUUACUUUAUGAAAAAACACUGACUUAUAAUGUCGAGCUAUAACAAAAAAUCUUUUGUCUUUCGCCUUAGAAAAAUAACCGCAGUAAGAUGUCGCGUUAGAAAAAUUACCGAGGUAUGAUGUCGCGUUAGAAAAAUUAAAGAGGUAUGAUGUCACGAUAUAAAAAUAACCACAUCAUGAUGACUCGUUACUAUAGGACGGUUCAAUAACGUGAGUUACUGGUAUUGUGUGAAUAGCCCUUAAGAGGGCGCACGCUGCUUCCGGCGACUACCCAUCUCUAGGGACGCAUUCCAGAGGAUGCCGCCGGCAACCCUGAGCGUGAGAGAUGGAGUAUUUGUGUGAUGAAGAGCUAGAAAAGUUCAAGGUUCCUCAGCUCAAACAAUAUCUUAGUAAACAUGGACAAGUUGGUGGUGGUAAGAAGGCGGUUUUGCUUGAACGUGCGAAAGGAAUAGCGAUUCUAAAGGUGAAACCCGUGGAAUGUUUAAAGCAACAAGAUUACAACUAUGACUGCGUACGGAGAGAGGAAAAACUUGUGAUGCCACUCGGUGAAGUCAUUCCAGACCCUACAUUGUUAAAAGGGUGGUCCAGCGAUCUCAGCUCAAUUCCAAACUUUUCAGAGACUGACAUAUAUAAUUAUUUGGUGCUGGCGAGGAAAGCAAAAAGACAGCUAAAGAGCAAGGUAUUUUAUAAAGACCGCCAUGUUCACGACGUGCAGGUACAUCCGGUGAACGAUACAUGCACCCAUUGCCUUGUAAAAUGCAAAGUCAUCCCUUCACUUCCUUCUGGAAACAAAAAAGAAAACCCAGACUACACUAUAUGGACAUGCCUGGCUAAAGUUUCUGGAAAUGUUCUUUCUGCAAAUUGUAAUUGCACAGCAGGGCUGGGAGAAGCAUGCAACCACAUAGGUGCAUUGCUGUAUGCCUUGGUGGACAUCACCGAUAAGAAGGAAGAUGGACUUUUGGCAUGUAUCUCAUUGAAAUGUUCAUGGAACAACCCAAGGAAGCGUCGUUUGAGCCCCAAGAAGGCAGUGGACAUUUUCCGAGGUAAGGAAAGCUACCCCAGGGACCAAGGAUCAGAUUUUCAUUCUACUGUUGAUGAAAAUCGCUUCCGGAAGAGACUUCUGGAGAAGAACUCUAAAGCCGGUUGGCUUACCAAUUUUACGACUGAAAGGAACAAAGUUACUUUACCCCAACUAGACAGUGUUACUUUUAUGUACAGUGACCAAUCUGAUUUACGCAGUGUGGAUAUUGUGUCACAAUUUCAGCAGCAUUUUGCACUGAUUAAUGUUACUGAUGAGCAGUGUGCUGAAAUUGAGAGUGUAACUAGAGGUCAAGCUACAAAUGCAUCGUGGGCUUAUUACUAGUUCCAAUUUCGGAAAAGUAGUGACAAGGAAAUGUACAACUGCACCAGAUUUGACAAUAAAUUUGUAAAAUGGGGACGUGAUCACGAACCAGCAGUAAGGCGUAUGUAUUGCAACAGGAAUAAAAGGUUUCUCAGUAAAUCAGUGAGUUAUAUCCCCAUCUCGGUGCAAGCCCUGAUGGACUUGUCACAAGACAGUGAUGGUCUUUUGGAAAUUAAGUGUCCUGCAGCGGAUAAAUGG
This is a messenger RNA of Mizuhopecten yessoensis (Yesso scallop), 2067 nucleotides long. RefSeq lists its product as uncharacterized. The record is from RefSeq and is a predicted model, not a curated record. The transcript is spliced from 3 exons. Lineage: Eukaryota; Metazoa; Mollusca; Bivalvia; Pectinida; Pectinidae. The coding region runs from base 793 to 1830 and encodes 345 amino acids. Gene Ontology annotation, molecular function: zinc ion binding.